Messenger RNA from Penicillium cataractarum, 882 nucleotides. RefSeq names its product S1/P1 nuclease. Gene Ontology annotation, biological process: DNA catabolic process. Gene Ontology annotation, molecular function: endonuclease activity; nucleic acid binding. Lineage: Eukaryota; Fungi; Ascomycota; Eurotiomycetes; Eurotiales; Aspergillaceae. The record is from RefSeq and is a predicted model, not a curated record. The transcript is spliced from 4 exons. Bases 1 to 882 code for a protein of 293 amino acids.
AUGCAUUCCCUCUGGCCACUCCUGUUACUCAGUUAUACUGUCCAGUUGACUUGGUGCUGGGGAGACCUGGGUCAUCGUACCGUUGCUUAUUUGUCAGAAAAGUACCUAAACGAGCAGGGCGCUCAGCUUGUGGAAGACCUUAUUACCCCAAACGAGGAUUUUGAUAUCUCAGAUGCGGCAGUGUGGGCUGAUCAUGCUGAGGACAACCCGCCUGAUUUGUGUCAUGUUUCCUAUCAAGCAGAUUGCAAGGAGGACGGAUGUGUUAUAUCUGCUAUUGAGAAUAUGACCCAUCAAGUUCUGGACCUCAGUUUAGAGAAGACGCAGCAAGGUGAUGCUUUGAAGUUCUUAAUGCAUUUCAUUGGUGAUCUACACCAACCCCUACAUGUUGAGAAUAAGCUUCGAGGAGGCAACGAUCUCCACGUUUGCUUUGACAAUCACUGCGCCAAGACUACGAACCUUCAUAGUGUGUGGGAUACAGAUAUCCCACAUAAACUGAACGGACUCAAGCACAAGCUGAAGCACAACGAGGAAAAAGAGCCUGCUGUGAGGUGGGCCGAGAAAUUAUUCCAGUCGCAGGGACUGAGACCACUUCAGGCAGAAUGCUCUGACGUAAAAAAACCACUAAAAUGCCCUAUUAUAUGGGCAACUGAGACAAACCGACUGAAUUGUGAUUUCGUUUUCAAAAAUGGCGUUGAAUGGCUCGCAGAUCACGAUCUGGGUGGGGAUUAUUACAACGGCGCUGCUCCAAUUGUGGAAGUACAAAUUCUCAAAGCAGGAAUCCGCCUAGCCGUGUGGUUAAAUGCUUUGGCAGCUAACAGAGCUUCUUCAGAGGAGUAUUUUCAAUAUCGACAUGGAAAGAUGAGAUUACAAAAGGGGCUAUAG